AUGGAGCAGAACCUCGCGGGGGUCUUUGAGCGCUGGGCGGUUUCGAGGCCGAGGCAGGCGGCGGUGCAGGAUGCGGAUGGCAUUUGGAGCUACCAGGAGCUGUGGGACAUCUCGGGUCGCAUUGCCGGAGAGCUUUCACGGCACGGCCUUGUGCCUGGCCGCCCAGUCGCUGUGUUCCUGCGCCCGGGCCGCCUGUGGUACGCCUGCUGCCUGGCGUGCUGGCGCUUGGCGGUGCCGGUGCUCGCGCUGAGCGCGGACCGCGACUCGGACGCCGAGGCACGGCGCGCGCAGGAGGCGGCCGCGGCGCUGCGCCCGGCGGCGCUGGUCUUCGGCGACAACGCGUUCGAGAUCCAGAGCCUUCCCUCUGACUGCCUUCGCCUACCCGCAGAGCAGUUGCUGAAUGCUCAGGCAAAGGCGCCACAAGAGGUCCCAGAUGCAGCAGAGGCGGUGCUGGCCUAUGUGUUUACAGGAGGCACUACACGCCACAGCAAGUGUGUGGCGGUGACCCACCGCAUGGCUCUGUGGGAGAUCGAACAAUACCCCAAAGUCUUGGGCAGUCUCGGCAACGAGAAGAUGCUGCAGCACUCGUCCGCCUAUUGGGGCGCGGCGAUCUUCGGGCAAGUGGACCUGGCGCUGGCCUUCGGUGCCUGCAACGUGAUCUGCCUCUGCCGGCGCCCGGAGGAGAUCGCCGCAGCUUGCGCAGACUUUGGCAUCACGGUGCUGGGCGUGGUGCCCUCUCAACUCCGGGGCGCGUAUCCCGCCGGCCCCCAAUCCAGGGCGCGGAGCUUGCGGCGCCUCAUCACCUGGGCGGAGCGCACGCCGCUGCGCCUCGCAGCGGAGUGGAAGGCAGAGCUGCCAGUGGUGGAGCUGCUGAUUGCCUCGGAGUACUGGCUGUCCUUCUACUCGAACUGUGAUACUGCAUCUUCCAACGGGGUCGAACGCCACGUGCUGCACGCUUUGCCUGACCUGGACUUCAAGCUGCUCAAGGAGGACGGCACAGAGUGCCUCCCGGGCGAGAGCGGCGAGCUGUUCCUCUCGGGGCCCACCGUGUUCCCUGGCUACGUGGAUGCAGGUGCUAUCUCCCGAAACGCCUUCCACCAGAUCCAGGGGAAGGAGUACUUCUGCACUCACGACCGCCUGGGCUUGCUUGAAGGCGGAGGCUUGGUGUACCAGGGCCGGACGGACUCCCUGACGAAGAUAGGCGGCCAGUGGGAGGACCUGGAAAGCCUUGAGGCGCGCCUGGCAGCAGUGCCAGGGGUGAAGCAGGCAGCGCUGGUGGCGGACGAGCAGCUGGAGGCGUACCUCGAGCUGGAGGAUGUCCGGGAGGGGCCGCCCCUGGCUGAGAUCUGGGCGCGGGCAUCGCAGCUGGUGCCGAGGCCGCGGAUCUGGGCGGAGCUGCCCAGGCACGAGGCCACCGACAAGGUCAACAAGCACCUGCUGCGGGAGGACCUCGCGCAGCGCAAGGCACGGGAGGCGUCGUGGCAGCGGAAGCUGCGCCGCGUGCAGCGCUGGAUGCUGCGGCUCUACGGCGCCUGCCACGGCCUGGUGCUGGCGCUGGUGCUUUUGGCUUCAGUUUUGCAGGGAGGCUUUGCCAAGCGUCUGCUGCUGUUGCCCUUCCUGUGGGUGGCCUGGCUCUAUGCCUGGCAGCUGGCAGGCAGACCUGUUCAUCGCUGGGUGUCGUUCAGCUCGCCCUUGGGCCCAGUGGAUGUGUUUCUCCUCUUAGCGCUGCUCACACCUGGAUCGCUUCUGCUGCCUGAGCUGCUUCUGUCGCUCAGCGUGCUUUGCUUGCUGCGUGACCGGGACGUGCUCGCAGGCCUGGGCUUCGGCGCCCUGGCGCUGGCGCAGCUGGCCCAGAGCCCGCGCCUGUAUCUCAUGGUGCUACCGGGCCUCUUUGGGCACUACUGGUUCUGGCCCAGCAGGAUGCACUUCUUGCUCAGCCUUCCGCUGGUUUACCUGCUGAGCUUUCCCAAGUGGUUCCGGGACGCCCAGACCUGGCGGGCUCACUGGGCGGAGGCGCGGUUGCGGCACCUGGUGCUGCGGCUGCUGCCUGAGCCCGGCUUCGACGGGCACCUGCACUUUGAGAAGAACCAGGUGGCCUAUGACUGGGGCUCCAAGGAGCGGUGGGUGAACGUGUGCAUGAGUCGGGCGGAGCAGAACAACCUGCUGAAGGUCAACCUCUGGGAGCCCGUGCGCCCGGCCGCAGUCCCCAGAGGCGCUUCCGGUGGAGACGGGCGCGAGGAGUUCAGCGCGGAGGAAGCGCCGCUGGCGGCGCUGGUGGAGCGGGCCGGGGGGUGCCCAAGGCAUCUGAACCUGGACUCCCUGCAGGCGAUCCGCUUGGUGGAGCUGGCACGGAGGGAGCUGAACCUUUCGCUCACGGCCCAGCUUGUGCUGCAGAGCCGGUCCCUGCGUGACCUGCUGGACGCGGAGCUGGAGGUCCGCGUCGAGGAACCUCUGGAAGGCGGGCCAGACGAAGAGGGAGCCUUCCGCCUCUACGUGAUGGAGUAUGCCAAGUCCCCGGUGGAUUGGUUCAUCCGCUUCGGCCAUGGGCUGGACCUUGCGGCGCUGCAGCGCGCCUGCGACCGCCUGGUGGCGAGGCACUCCACGCUCCGUGCGCGGCCGCACCCGGACGAGGCGAUGCGGGAGACCAUGGACCGGGCUGCAGCCAUGUGGCAGGUGGCCUGCAGCGCUUGGCCGCGCUUGGCCAAACCUCUGCGGCGCUUCGCGGCGGCGCAGCUCGCCGCGGCCUGGCCGCGGACCUUCUUGGCGACGCCGGAGGAGGCGCGCAAGGAGGUGCUGAUUGUGGACGAAGACGUGGUGCGAGAUCCCGGUUUCGCCUCCAUGAGCGAUGACAAAUACAUGUUCUGGCUAGCUAAAUCCCUGCGGAGCCGGCACCGCUGGCCGUGGCACGUCUUCGCCGUGCCGGUGGUCCGCGCGGACGCGGGGCCGCGGCUCGCGCGGCUGGCCGGGCGUCCAGACCUGCGCCAGGCGCUGCGGCAGCUGCCGCCGGAGGAUGUGGUGUGGUACAUCUACGUGGGCAUAACACAUGCCUACAGUGACGGUGCCAGCGGUCAUGCUCUUCUGCAGGAUCUCUUGAGGCUGUAUGGCGAGGAGCUGGGCCCGGCGCCGGCGGCGUCUCUGGCGGCACCGCUGGCGGACCCCAUGGCGCUGCUGCAGCGGCGCCUGGAGGCCUCGCUGCGUGGGAGGCUGCCGGAUGAAGAGGUGCGGCCCAACGAUGAGGUGUACCAUGAGAGCCUGGAUGAGGACUGGGGCCGGCGCCCGGGCUGCUCCAAGAAGGUCUGCUUUGACCAGCUGGUCUUCGACGCGCUGCAGGUGGCGGGGCGGGUGCUCGGCUGCGGCGCGGACGUGGCAUGGCUCACGGCCAUCGUGGGGGCCAUGCUGCGGAUGUUUCCCUCGGAGAAGAGGAUCCAGCUCACCCUGAAGUGCGCCUGUCGAGAUGGCCCUGGUCAGAACGACAUGGUGGGCUUCCUCUCAGAGCAGCGAGUCUUUCCCGUGGAUUGUGGGGACAGCACCAAAGCGACGCUGAUGGAUGUGGCCAUGAGCAUCGACCGCCACCGUAAGACUCGCUCCUGGCGGGCGCCAUUGCCAUAUGAAGCCUCCCUGUGCGUCUACGUGAACAUCGUGGGCGCCAUCACGGGUGGCCUGCCACUGGGCUGCCACCAGGUGUGCCACAGCUGUACCGGCUCCUCCGGCAGUCCGGACGCCUACGCUCACCUCAACCUCCGCCUGGACCAACGGACGGCCCUGGAGUGGGACUUCCGCAUCUUCCAUUGGGACCAGGCGUGGGGUUGGCAGUGGUGCGACUACUUCGCCCCGGUGGUCGCCGCCGUGAUCUGCGACAUGGCGGAGUGCCCCACCGCGGCGCUGGUGCCGGCGCCGGCGCCGGCCUGGCGCAUCCUCAGCUCGCAAGCCUCACCAGCUCCAGAAUCGGCCGAGACCGACGCGGGCGUGAAGCGCAAGGAGACGCGUGCCCGGAGCGCCUCUCCCAAGAGUCGCCGCAUCGGCCCAGAGAAGCGUGCCGCCUCCGCCUGA
Effrenium voratum is the source of this 4050-nucleotide messenger RNA. The record is from the annotation of a GenBank genome assembly. NCBI's taxonomy places the organism in Eukaryota, Dinophyceae, Suessiales, Symbiodiniaceae.